AUGUACAGAAUAUUACAGAGGUUUACUACCAUCGAGAUAAAACGAAGAGGAGUUCAGGCAAUCCAAUGUUGUGGUCUGCACGAAUUAAAUAAAGAACAACACAACUUUUCCAAUGAAAACAAAUCAUUUAAACGUACAAGGAAUAUUCUUCUGGGUGCUGUGGUAGGAGGAUGUAUAGGUUACUAUUUUAUUGAAAAAUCUAAAUUAGUAUCUGCCGAAGAGAUUAAAAAGUACAAUAACGAUGAACCUGGAAGUUUUAAGGAAGAUUUACCUGUUUAUAACCUGGAGGAUAUAUCAUCUCAUGCGACAAGGGAUAAAAGAAUAUGGGUAACGUACAAAGAAGGAGUUUACGAUAUCACCAAUUUCAUAGACACCCAUCCCGGUGGUGACCAGAUUUUGUUAGCAGCCGGUAGUUCUGUGGAACCUUUUUGGUUGUUGUACAGCAUUCACGAAAACCCUCAUGUAUAUAAAAUCCUCGAAAGCUAUAGAAUAGGCAAUUUAAAUAAAGAUGAAUGCAACAAUUUGACUAAAGAUAUGACCGAUCCGUACUUCAACGAACCUAAAAGGCACAAUGCUUUAAAACCAGCAAGCAAGAAACCCUUCAAUGCUGAAUUACCACCGGAAUUACUAAUCCAAAGUUUCAUUACUCCUAAUGAAUUAUUUUAUGUAAGAAAUCAUCUACCGGUGCCCGACUUAAAAGCCGAAACGUACGAAUUAGAAAUCGAAAUAGAGGGUGUAAAGAAAACCAAAUCGUUUCGUUUAGAAGAUUUGAAGAAAUUACCGAAAAAAACGAUUACAGCGACCAUAAUGUGCGCGGGAAAUAGAAGAAGUGAUAUGAUUAAGCACAAACCAGUAAAAGGACUAAAUUGGGGCCCCGCAGCUAUUGGAACAGCCACCUGGACGGGAGUGCCAUUACGGGACGUCUUGAUAUCAGCCGGUCUUAAAGAGGAUGACGAUAAAUUUAAACACGUUCAAUUUGAGGGAGGCGAUUCGGACGUAACAGGAAAAAUGUACGGAGCUUCGAUACCAAUUUGGAGAGCUUUAGAUAAAAGAGGAGAUGUUUUAUUAGCGUACGAAAUGAACGGGGUACCUAUACCUAGAGAUCACGGGUUCCCCAUAAGGGUUAUUGUACCCGGUGUAGUUGGGGCUCGAAAUGUAAAGUGGUUAGAAAAAAUAACUGUGUCGGAUAAGGAAAGCGAUUCUCAUUGGCAACAGAACGAUUACAAAGGGUUUUCUCCAUCGACCGAUUGGGAUACAGUAGAUUUUACGAAAUCCCCGGCUAUCCAAGAACUGCCCGUAAUAUCGGCCAUUUGCCAACCCUCCGAGGGUAGCACAGUUAAAGUAGAACAAGAUAAAAUUACUGUGAAAGGCUAUGCUUGGUCCGGAGGCGGUCAUAAAAUUGUCAGAGUUGAUGUAACGGUGGAUGGAGGAAAAUCGUGGCAUGUUGCUAAUUUCGAGCAUCAAGACGCCGCCUUACCUCCACAACAUUGGGCUUGGACAAUUUGGACCGUCAAGAUACCUGUGGACAAAAAAUCUAAAAAUGUGGAAAUUUGGGCAAAAGCUGUCGAUUCGAGUUACAACACGCAGCCGGAAAGCGUCGAAAAUAUCUGGAAUUUGCGUGGAGUUUUGAGCAAUGCUUACCACAAAGUUAAAGUGAAUUUGAAACGUUGA
Messenger RNA from Phyllotreta striolata, 1671 nucleotides. Lineage: Eukaryota; Metazoa; Arthropoda; Insecta; Coleoptera; Chrysomelidae. The record is from the annotation of a GenBank genome assembly.